Messenger RNA from Aspergillus glaucus CBS 516.65, 1350 nucleotides. RefSeq lists its product as uncharacterized. The transcript is spliced from 3 exons. The record is from RefSeq and is a predicted model, not a curated record. Lineage: Eukaryota; Fungi; Ascomycota; Eurotiomycetes; Eurotiales; Aspergillaceae. Bases 1 to 1350 code for a protein of 449 amino acids.
AUGAAACGCGCCCUGAGUGUGGACGAGGAGAUACUAAGCUCUUCAGCAAAGAAAGAAUGCCACGAGAGAAAUGGAAAACUGCCAACUAUCACCAGUCUGGAUGCUCCUGUCUCUCCUCCAAGACGACGUUCUCGCCCUGAAAAACAACCUCCAGCGGCACCAGCGAUAGCCCAAAGAGGCACGAAUAUCACCGGAGUAGCAUCAAACUCACCACCAAACCUAGCAGCAAUUGAAGCCGGCCAAGUCGAAGUUUCAGAUCAUUUGAGCAUCUUCUCCUCGCAUCUUAGCCAGUGCAUUCGUCCGUCAACAUCAUCCGACAUACCCCGUCUCCAAAUAUCAGACUGGAAGGAUCUCUACCGCCGCAACGAACGACUCCAUGGGAGACAUUUCGUGGUCCAUCAACAUGAUCACCCCAUCGCAGGACCACAUUAUGAUCUCCGGCUACAGUUCUCAGAGUCUAGUUCUGUUAGCUGGUCGGUUAUGUAUGGAUUACCGGGCGAUCCGAAUAGUCGACGGUUGAAUCGGAAUGCGACUGAGACGAGGGUGCAUUGUUUUUGGAAUCAUCUCAUUGAGACAGCGAGUCCUAAUACAGGGAGCAUGGUUAUAUGGGAUACUGGGGAGUAUGAAGUGCUGCCCUAUCAGAUGGAAUCAACCAUGCCGGAGACGGACGAUUCGCGUUCUGUUAGCGAAGACAGUGACAGUCCUGUGCAAGAGCAUAGGAGCGAGAGUGAGAAGCUCUGUGAGGCGUUUCAGAAUCGUAAAAUCCGUCUACGACUACAUGGAACCCGUCUACCACCAAACUACACCAUCAUCCUACGACAAGACAAAACCACACACCAAGCACCACUUCGAUUACCUCAGAAACGGUGCAGGCGCACUCGACCAAGAUUACAGAGUCAAUCCACCCUUACCUCUUCUGAUUCUUCUCCUUCACCACCGUCAUCACCAUCGUCUAAGCAAACAUAUCAACUAUCAACAACACAAUCUAAUCCCGAACCCGCAGAACCCAACACAAAAACCGACUUGGAUUACGAAAAAUCGGACUACCAAAUUCGCCUUGACAACGCCUACCCCGGCUCAACAAAUACAAUCGGCUCCAUUCACCAACGAAGAUGGUUCAUCACGCUAGACCGUGUUAAUUCUGGGUUUGAGUAUGAGCCGAGGAAGAAGAGAUGGGUACGGAAGAAGGAUCUAGAUAUGGGGGAGUUGGUGGGCUUUGAACCGUUCUAUGUCAGGGGUCCUGAGAUAGAGAGAAGUGUGGUUACGGGAAGAUUAAGGAGAGAAGUUCUCGAGGAUGAAGGAGUGCAAGGCUUUAUACCAAGACAGGGCUGGAGAGCUGUAUUGGAAUGA